UUCCUUCGCAGGCGAAAUGAUGUUUUAGUGAGAAUAAAAUGUCUCUAUCUACUCAGCAUGAUGACAGUGAAAGCCAUUAUGUAAUGCUCGCAAAGCUGGACAACGCAAGGAAUGUUUCAAAUAUACUGAAAGCAAUUCAUUUCAAAGAGACAGCAACAGUUUUUGCAAGCUCCUUAGGGAUCAAGGUGACAGUGGAAGAUUCGAAAUGUGUGCAGGCCAAUGCCUUUAUCCAGGAGGGAGUUUUUCACCAUUUCAGUGUUAAAGAUGAACAGAUCACAUUUAAAAUCAACCUGACCGUUCUUCUGGAAUGUCUAACAAUAUUUGGGAGCACCUCUUUGCCUGGAGUUACAACCAGUCUUAAAAUGUGUUAUGCUGGCUAUGGAUGUCCCUUGGUUCUAGUCCUUGAAGAGGAAGGAGUGCUUACAGACUGUACAAUAAAAACUCUUGAACCAGAUGAAGUUUUGGACUUCAACUUUUGUAGUUCAAAUGUAAUUAACAAAAUUAUCAUGAAAUCUGAAUGUCUAAAGGAAGCAUUCAGUGAACUGGACAUGACCAGUGAUAUAUUACAGAUUCUGAUGUCCCCUGACCAGCCUUAUUUUAGACUGUCAACAUUUGGAAAUGCUGGCAGCACACAUUCUGACUUUCCUAAAGACUCUGAUAUGGUGGAAUCCUUUCUAUGCACUCAGACACAGACAAAUAGAUAUAAGAUCUCACUUCUGAAGCCCUCCGUGAAGGCUCUGGCCUUGUCCACACGAGUUUCAAUACGAACGGACAAUCGGGGUUUCCUGUCUCUUCAGUACAUGAUCAAAAAUGAGGAUGGACAAGUCUGCUUUGUUGAAUACUAUUGUGCACCAGAUGAGGAUAUGGAUGAGGAAGAUUAUUAAUAUAUUUGUGUGUUUAAAGACUAAAUAUUUGGUUUAAAAUCUAUGACUAGAGAUAUUCAGGAAAUUUAUUAUGUUGGAAGUGAUCCUGGCCAUGUGAAGUAUUGCUGUACCAGAAAUUCUUAUCAAGAUUAUCAAUCACUCGUGAAGAAUGGAGUAUAUGUUAUCCAUUGAUUGAUCAUCAUAAUCAUUUUUACAGUAUUUUCUAGUAUAGAUUGUGAACAGAAAUAGUUUUCUCUUUAUGCAUAAAUUUGUCAUACUACA
This is a messenger RNA of Saccostrea echinata, 1145 nucleotides long. Its product is annotated as cell cycle checkpoint protein RAD1-like. Gene Ontology annotation, molecular function: 3'-5' exonuclease activity. Gene Ontology annotation, biological process: DNA repair; DNA damage checkpoint signaling. The transcript is spliced from 8 exons. The record is from RefSeq and is a predicted model, not a curated record. Gene Ontology annotation, cellular component: nucleus; checkpoint clamp complex. NCBI's taxonomy places the organism in Eukaryota, Metazoa, Mollusca, Bivalvia, Ostreida, Ostreidae. Bases 39 to 884 code for a protein of 281 amino acids.